Carlito syrichta (Philippine tarsier) is the source of this 475-nucleotide messenger RNA. RefSeq names its product translocase of outer mitochondrial membrane 7 (gene TOMM7). Bases 88 to 255 code for a protein of 55 amino acids. The transcript has 3 exons. Gene Ontology annotation, biological process: protein import into mitochondrial matrix. Lineage: Eukaryota; Metazoa; Chordata; Mammalia; Primates; Tarsiidae. The record is from RefSeq and is a predicted model, not a curated record. Gene Ontology annotation, cellular component: mitochondrial outer membrane translocase complex.
UCUGCAGCGCACGCACACUUCCUUUCCCUUCCAGAUUCCGACCGGUCGCCGGCGUGGGGGAUCGUCGCUGCGCCGCCCGCCGUCGCCAUGGUGAAGCUGAGUAAAGAGGCCAAGCAGAGGCUGCAGCAGCUCUUCAAGGGCGGCCAGUUUGCCAUUCGCUGGGGUUUUAUUCCUCUCGUGAUUUACCUGGGAUUUAAAAGGGGUGCAGAUCCUGGAAUGCCUGAGCCAACUGUUUUGAGCCUACUUUGGGGAUGAAGGACUGUUUGGUCAUCUGGAUUUGGAAGCAAUCAGUGAACAGCAGGAACAGCAUGGAAGGGGUGUGCUUUGGCUGGGCUAAGAGAUGGAACAUUGUCCGGACAGUGACCAGUUGGAGGGCCCAGUGCUCUGACUUCACAGCUGCUCCUGUGGCAGCGUGGAACCUCUGCUGAUUUAUGUAUGAUAGAAUGUAUCAAAAUAAAUAUUUUUAACAAUGUUA